Lolium rigidum is the source of this 1702-nucleotide messenger RNA. RefSeq names its product F-box protein At5g49610-like. The transcript is spliced from 3 exons. Lineage: Eukaryota; Viridiplantae; Streptophyta; Magnoliopsida; Poales; Poaceae. The record is from RefSeq and is a predicted model, not a curated record. Bases 25 to 1317 code for a protein of 430 amino acids. Gene Ontology annotation, molecular function: protein binding.
CAGCCUCGCUCGCCGCUCGUGCAGAUGAACCCUGGAUCUUCCCGCGGCCCAUCCUGCUUUUCCUGCUUCGGAUGGAAUUUGAGGUCUGGGCGGCAUCGCCUGAUGACGGUCUUUCUCCGGGAUAAGCAAAGAGACAUGGAACCCAAGAAAGAAAUAACCAUGCCAUUCCUAACUGAUGAUCUAGUGGUGGAGAUUCUGUCUCGGUUGCCGCUGAAAUCAUUUUGUCGAUUCAAGUGUGUUUGCAAAUCUUGGCUUGCCUUCUCGUCUGAUCCACAUCACAGCCAGAAGCUCCCAAGAACUCCAGCUGGUCUCUUGUACCAAAGGUGCGAUUAUCGCAGUCCCAUCCAUCUCGCCGGACUUCCGUCAAGUGGCAGGGAAAUAGACACAGCUCUUUGUUUUGUGCCAAGUUAUCAUCAUCUAAGGCUAAUGGAUUGUAGCAACGGCCUACUCCUGUGCUGUUAUGAAGGUUUCACAGGAUAUUUUCCAGAUGUUUCACGUUCGGUUGUGUGCAAUCCGGCAACGCAAGAGUGGAUGUUUCUCCCACAUACUCAACCGGGAUCAGAUUCUGAUUAUCAUGUCGUGUUGUGCUUUGAUCCAUUAUGGUCCCAACACUUUUAUGUCUUCAAAUUCCAGAAGAGGCGUUCGUCGCAUCCUGUAGACCAACCAAUCAAUGAAUUUGAGAUAUUCUCCUCUCAGGAUCUCUUAUGGCAUAGUAGUCUCCUGGAAAGUGAAAUUGGUUUUCAUGGUCGAUCACACUUCAUUCAAGGGGUGUUGUAUAUUGAGCAUUCAUUGGAUCAUUGUGUCCUUGCAAUGGAAAUAGCUGCAGCGACCACAAGUACACAACUGCUCAAACAAAGGACUAUUCAGCUGCCAGGAUUCCCCAUGCCAGAGAUGUCCCGCCGUUGUCGUGGCUACGUUUCCCAGUCAUCAGGGGUCUUAUGCUAUGCUCAGCAAGAACUAGAUGGUUGCACGAUGCAAAUUUGGCGUUUGGAAGGCUCUUCGUCUGAGAGGUGGGUGGUGAAGCAUCGGCUAAAUAUGGUCAAUGCAUUUGGGAGGGAUGUCUUGCUCUACACUGAUUCUUCCGGAUCCGUGUGGUCCGAAUAUUACAUCUUGGCUUUUGACCUUGAUAGGGAGGUUGUUAUCCUGGGGAAGCGAGGCACUUGGAAAUUCCUCUUAUUUAGCAUUAGUACCGGAAAACUCUCAGAGCUUCAGACUCCCACAACCUGUGAACUGUCUACAGAAUUUUACUACGUUCCAUACUACUGCAACCUUCCUAGCUUCAGUGCGUCAAGGGACUCUACACGUUUAGUAAGGUAAUAAAAAGCCGUAUGCAUCGACCGAUGCAGAGGCUGGAGCGUUGUCUUUUCAAAAAAAAUGAAUGCUGUAAUCUGGAAGCAUUCUUAAUGCUUUAAGGGGCUCAAGAAUGUUAGCCAAGUCAUGUAUGAAAAAUGCUGUAAUCUGGAAGCAUUCUUAGUGCUUGAAGGGGCUCAAGAAUGUUAGCCAAGUCAGUGUAUGAAGAAUGCUGUAAUCUGGAAGCAUUCUUAGUGCUUUAAGGGGCUCAAGAAUGUUAGCCAAGUCGUGUAUAUUAUGCUAUGAAGGUUGUACUUUAUAAUCGUCUUUAUGUGAACUAGCUGUACCAAACAACUGUUAUGUAUGUAAGACCGCUGGAUUGCUGGCUUUGUGUGCCAAUGUGUAGUGGCUU